AUGGCCGCCUUCAAGGCUGCACAGCCAGCUUCGCGGCUCCCGGACUUCGCCUACUGGUCAGCUUCGAUGCAGCAGGUCAAGCUUUUCGAGCCGGAGCGUGAAGCAGAGAUGGCACUCCACUACUUGGAGAGCAUUGAGGGCUUGCAACUGCUGCUGCAGCUCUUCCGCGUCCUUCUCAAAAACACAAUCCAGGAUCUCAGCGCCCAAGUUGUCCCGAGAGCGACAGAGACGACUUGCCCACCAUACUUGCGGAUGCUGCGCGACCGGGUUCUUUCGGCAACGACGAGCGCCUUCAGCUGGAGAGGCAGCCAGAGCAGUCAGGGAAAUGGAGGUGCUCACCAGUUGGAUGGCGCCGAAGUGGAUGCCGAGGAGGCUCUGGUCGGCGAGUCGGCGGAAUUUCCGGGCGAGGAGCAGCUGCAGACCAUCUUGGCUACGCUGGAGGUCUUUGAGUCCUCGAUUCGCCUUGCCUCGUCUCUUCGAGCGAAGCUUGGUCAAGAUGCCGAGGCCUUGCUGGAAGAGCUGCUCACCGAGGGCGAGGUUGACAUCACACUCCCUGAGCAGCGGAAAGCAGUGGAGAGGCUUUUUGCGCGAAGCCGCAUCCUCGAAAGAGACCAGGACGAAGAUGAGGACGACGAUGAGACGGAGUUGCUGGGCGUGGUCGGCAGCCUGCCUUUGGCGAAGGAGUUCGUGCUGCAGCUGCAACCUACAAGCUCCAGAGAGGGAAGCUACCGUCCAAGGCGGCUGUAUGCAGAGGUUCGGGAGAACCACGUGCGCCUGGCAAUGGUGCGAGGGCUCUCCUACGGGACCUGCCACCAGCAGCGCGUGGUAGCUGUGCAACAGAAAGGAAGGGGUGCCCUGGUUGCUAAGCACCAGGAGGCUCCCAAAACGAAGGAGCCGGAGCCGGAGCAGCAGGAGGGCACAGCCCCCAAGAACGAGGGCGAAGACGAGAAGGAGAAGAAGAGCAAGAAGGAGAAGAAGAAGAGCAAGGAGAAGCGGAAGACCGGCUCCUCAGGCCAUGCCAAGGCAGCCGAAGAUCCAGCGGCCACGAAGCAGGCUGGUGCGGACGAGGAGAAGAAGCGCACGACCAAGGCGGAGGGAUCAGAUUCGAAGAAGCGGAAGACUGGCCAUGCCAAAGCGUUCGAUGCAGAGGCAGAGGCCGUUGCAGAUCAAUCCGACUCCUCCGGCCAGGAUGAGGCCAUCAUCGAUGAGUUGCUCCCCCAGGGCGGGGGCCAGCUCCAGGAGAAAGAUCCGAACGCGCUCGUGGGGCUGGAUGAGUCUGAGAUGGACGACAUCAAGGAGGUCAGCUUGCUGGUAGAACCCACUGUUCUGGCGCAAGUGCCCAUUGUCGGAUUGGAGGACUACUCACCUGAAGUUGUCGCCGUCGUGCCCCUCCAAGGGGAUCAGGCGGACUAUCUGCACAGCAAGAUGGGCCGCUACGAGGGGCCGAGCUGGGCGACAGCCCUGGCCUGCGUCGCCGACGCGAGGAUCGACGUUCCCAGCUUCCAGGAGGCGACCGUUGAAGCUGCCAGCCCUACAGCGCGUAGGCGUGCCGAGCUUCUCAUCAACAAGCUCCUGCAAGCCAAGGAAACAGGAGGCAUCGUAGUGGAUGCAACCCGGCGUCACAGCUUCAUGACUCUCCUGAAAUGGGAGCCGCAGCCCACGGACAGGGACAUGCUGAAGCAGCUUGCAGCCACCGUAGGUGGUUAUGAGGUCGUGGUGCUUCCAGCUCGAGUUCAGUCUGACGAGGAGGCGGCGCUGGUGACUGUUGGAGCGCUUGUGGAGGUGAAGGCAGACAACCGGAGCGACUGGGUUCCUGGCAACAUCACGAAGGAGCCGGGUGAAGGCUUCAGCCGCUGCUGGGCACUCCCAGUAGGGCAAGCACACCCGGUGGAGGUUGAAGUGGCCAACAUCCGGCCGGGCUUCGACAUGCUGGCGAUCUUGGGCGAGAAGUUGAGUCGAGCUCGAGUCCAACUUGCCUUGAUGAGUCGUGUGUGGCAGGAGAAGUGGGGCUUUGACUUCGGACAGCUUUCUGCCCUCGAACUGAGUCAAGAUGGCCAUGAGUGGGGGACUUACCGACACUACAUCAAGGAGGACCAGCACCCAGACUUCAUCCGCUCCCACACCCGUCUCAUUGAGAAGGUGAUCGCCCAAGCAAGCGGUACUGCUGUGGCUAUUCUUGAUCGGAUGGUAAUGAGCACUGGACUGCGAUGGGAGCGCAGCUGCGCCGCCGCCAUGUUGCAGGAUCUCCUGAAAGCUCACGCGAACAACUGCGAGAUUCCGUCUUUUGGCGAGGAGCGGCAGUGCAGUCUCCGGGUGCGUGUGGCUCGACAAACCAUCCCCCACGUGAUUCACCGGAGUUCCCGCCAUCCUCUGCCGCCUCUGCCCGAAGAGGAGGAGUUCCAGGUUCUCGUCAUACGCAGCAGAAGCCGGAGCAAGGAGUUGCAGAGGGACGCGCUCGUCUACCAAGCCGGGUUCCAGGUCGAAGUUCUCCACCAAGGAAGGUGGGUGGAGACAACUGUGGCCGAAAGGGAUCCGGAGCAGCAGGACACGUCGAUGGUCAAGGUCACCUGGCCCGAUGGCUCCUUCUCCGAGUAUGGAGCCGAUCAGGUCAGGUUCAUUCCAGUGGACGAAGUGCUGGUGAUCUACGCCGCCGAUCCGUGGAGGAGACAGUGCGCCGCCGUCCACUUCUUGGCGAGAGCGGGUAAUGCGGCGAGUGAUGGCGGAACGAAAGCCCUGCGGGACAUCUCCAGGCUGAAGAUUGUGAACCAGGAGCGUUGGCGGACCGAACUCCUGGAACAGGCCAAGGGGAGCGCGGACCUCCUCCAGAAGGUCACCAGGCGAAUUGCCCGAGCGUCCCAGUGUGGCGUUGAGGCGGUCCAUGACUGCGUGGUGCUGCACGGAGACCAGGAGGCGCGCAGCAGCGCCAAGCUUCUGCUGGAGUGGGCGAUUCGACAACGUGGGGAUCCCCUGGCUGAGUUGGUCAAGCCCACGGACGACAUCGGUAUGUUGGAAGUCACCGAGGCGGAAAUCAAGGCCCUGACAGCCGACAUCGUCGAGGAAGUCGAAAAGGAGGCGAAGGUCUACGUCUUCGUCAGAGAUGACGUAAGCCAGCAGCAGUACAAGUACGGCGAGAAGAUUGAGUUUCUGUGGGUCCAGAAGGGUCAGCCGGAAGAAAGUGGCAAAUGGAGCGAUGGCUUGUUCGUCCGGAAAUGCAUCGGUGAGGGCAACGAAGUCAAAGUCCGAUACGAGCACCAGCAGAAGAACUGGGAGGAGGUUGUGCCGCUCAAGCACGUGAGGCCCGAGCAGGGCAAGCGGCUGAAGCCUGCCAUUUGCAUCUACAGCCGCCUGACCGGUAGCGUUCGCAGCGGCCUGCUGCUUGCGCAGCGCACUCUUCAGGCCCGGCUGAGAGAUGCAGUGGGGCGUGCAUCAACUGGUCAGGCAUGGUAUCGUGACAAGGGAAUGCGCGGUGGCAAAGGCAAAGGUAAGCCACCAAGACAAGCGCCGCAGCAAAGCAACUGGGGCGACUGGAAGAAGAAGGAUGAUUGGAAUCAAAGAAAUGAUUGGAGGUCGAGCAACAAGCAAGACUGGAAUCAGCGAGAUAAUUGGCAGAAGAAGGAGUGGAAGCAAGACCAGUGGAACAAAAAGGAUGACUGGGAGCAGAAGGGUUCUUGGAACCAGAACGAUUCCUGGAAAGCGGAUUCCUGGAAAAACGACCAGAAGGAGUGGAAAGACCAGUCGAACUCCAAUUGGUCCCACCACGACCCAGGUACCGACCGAAGGGAUGGCUGGAGCCAGAGCACCAGCAGCUCCCAGCCCGUCUACGCUUCCGGCGGCAACAGUGUCAAUGCAGGUGCCCCUGGUUUCCAGCAGCAGCCGCAGCAGCCGCAGGUUCAGCUUGCCCUGAUGCCGAAGUCCGACGCGCAAGUGUCCCGGACUUACUUUCGAGAUUGCUUGCUGCCCGUUGACGUCAACAAAGUGCAGCCAGGUAGACCUAUGCUACAUGGGUAG
Messenger RNA from Symbiodinium natans, 4008 nucleotides. The record is from the annotation of a GenBank genome assembly. Lineage: Eukaryota; Dinophyceae; Suessiales; Symbiodiniaceae.